GCUCGGACACUCGUCCGGCAACGAGAAGCAGAAGAUGAACUUCUCACAGUGACUCAGCUGGAUCACGCUGCGCUCCAUCUCCUCCUCUCACUCCUCUCACUCCUCCUCCUCUCACUCCUCCUCCUCUCACUCCUCCUCCAACUCCUCCUCCUACUCUGACUUCUUCUUUCACUCCUCUUCCUCCUCUUCUUCCUCCUCUGUCCUUUAAUUGUCUCUUCCGGCCUCAGCUCCUCUAAAACCCUCUUGUCCUCGCUUGGCUUGGUCUCUUGUCUUUCUUCUUCUCCGUCUGACGGUUUUACUUCCGGUUCUUCUGUGUCUCACCUGGUUGCCAGGUGACCACCUGUUGACACCACAGCUCCAGCCUAUCACGGGGCAGGACAGACGUCAUGUGACCUGGCUCACCUGUAGCUCCUGAAGAGACUGAAGUCAAGUACAUAAUAGUGUUCACACGGAGCUCAUAGGAACCUUCCUGUUGUGACUGCGGUUGUCAGUCGGAACAGUUUGAACGGGACACCGUAGCGACAACUCUGAAGCAGCCGCUUAGCUGAAGCUCCGCGAGGAAGAUGAGCACCAAACAGGUGACCUGCAGGUACUUCCUCCACGGUGUGUGCAGGGAGGGAAGUCGCUGUUUGUUCUCUCAUGACCUGAGCAACAGUAAACCAUCGACCAUCUGCAAGUUCUACCUGAGAGGAACCUGCGCCUACGGAGACCGCUGCAGGUAUGAUCACAUCAAACCCUCAUUCAGAGGUGGAGGGGGAGGAGCUGGAGAGGAUCAGGCAGGUGGAGGAGGAGCUGGAGGCGGAGCUUCAGUCAGAGGUGGAGUGAAGAAGAACGUUGUCCUGAGAGACGGAGCUCUGGGUGUAGACCGGAGUUUCAUGGGUCCACCAGAGAGUUUGUGGUCAGACGUCUCGGCGGCUGCAGCUCCUCAGACGUAUGUGGACGCCAUCAGGACAGGUUUGGACGGAUCUGUGCAGGAACAAGCCACUCCCCCAGUGGGUGGGACUUCCCAGGACCUCCCCCAGCUGUGUCCCUACACUGCUGCCGGACACUGUCACUAUGAAGACAAAUGUACGUAUCUUCAUGGUGACCUGUGUGACAUAUGUGGGCUGCAGGUGCUCCACCCCCAUGACCCCGAGCAGAGGAGAGCGCAUGAGAAGAUGUGUCUCCUGGCCUUUGAGACGGACAUGGAGAAGGCGUUUGCAGCUCAGCGCAGUCAGGACAAGGUGUGUUCCAUCUGCAUGGAGGUGGUGGUACAGAAGGCCAUCCCGUCAGAGCGCAGGUUCGGGAUUCUGUCGUCCUGCUGUCACACCUUCUGUCUGACCUGCAUCAGGAAGUGGCGCUGCACCAGAAACUUCAGCAACGUCAUCAUCAAGUCGUGUCCGGAGUGUCGGGUGGUCUCAGAGUUCGUCAUCCCGUCAGUCUACUGGGUGGAGGACCAGGAGGACAAAGACCACCUCAUAGACCUCUUCAAGUCUGGAGUCAGUAAGAAGGCCUGUAAGUACUUCGACCAGGGCCGGGGCUCCUGUCCCUUCGGUGGGAAGUGUUUGUAUCUUCACGCCUUCCAGGACGGAACCAGAGCAGAACCCGAGGCACCGCGGAAACAGCUGAGCUCCGAGGGGAACGUCCGGGUAGGAGCCACAGCUGUAGUCCAUCAGCUCAGUGCUGCUGGGCUUUGUAGUUCUUCAACAUGUUUGUGUUUGUUUUGUAGUUCAUCAACAUGUUUGUGUUUGUUUUGUAGUUCAUCAACAUGUUUGUUUUGUAGUUCAUCAACAUGUUUGUUUUGUAGUUCAUCAACAUGUUUGUUUUGUAGUUCAUCAACAUGUUUGUGUUUGUUUUGUAGUUCAUCAACAUGUUUGUUUUGUAGUUCAUGAACAUGUUUGUGUUUGUUUUGUAGUUCAUAAACAUGUUUGUGUUUGUUUUGUAGUUCAUGAACAUGUUUGUGUUUGUUUUGUAGUUCAUGAACAUGUUUGUGUUUGUUUUGUAGUUCAUCAACAUGUUUGUUUUGUAGUUCAUCAACAUGUUUGUGUUUGUUUUGUAGUUC
Messenger RNA from Pleuronectes platessa (European plaice), 2041 nucleotides. It is a transcript of the gene mkrn2, whose product is annotated as makorin, ring finger protein, 2. The transcript is spliced from 10 exons. The record is from RefSeq and is a predicted model, not a curated record. Lineage: Eukaryota; Metazoa; Chordata; Actinopteri; Pleuronectiformes; Pleuronectidae. Gene Ontology annotation, biological process: protein polyubiquitination. Bases 564 to 1871 code for a protein of 435 amino acids. Gene Ontology annotation, molecular function: ubiquitin protein ligase activity; metal ion binding.